Messenger RNA from Drosophila arizonae, 2730 nucleotides. RefSeq names its product nuclear pore complex protein Nup107 (gene Nup107). The record is from RefSeq and is a predicted model, not a curated record. Gene Ontology annotation, cellular component: nuclear pore outer ring; nuclear pore. Gene Ontology annotation, molecular function: structural constituent of nuclear pore. Lineage: Eukaryota; Metazoa; Arthropoda; Insecta; Diptera; Drosophilidae. Gene Ontology annotation, biological process: mRNA export from nucleus; post-transcriptional tethering of RNA polymerase II gene DNA at nuclear periphery; protein import into nucleus.
GCAAAGUCCCGGCAUUUUUGUCGCGUGUGGAUAACUAAGAAUAUUAAUAUAAAUAUAAGUAAAACAAGAAGCAACAAUGGACAGUCCGCUGCAGCCCCGGCGCAGUCUGCUACGUCAGCCUUUGAACAGUACGCAAAACAAUCAGGCACACAACUUGUCCAUAACGAUGCUGCCGGAAGAGCAGGAUUUGUUCAGGAACACCAGCUCCGGAGCCAUGGGACUUCUGUCUCGCAUGCAGAAUCGCACAAUGGCGGGAUUUGAUGUGACUAGCAUGAGCGGCGACAGCACUCUGUUAACAGACAACAUCGAUGCAGUAGAUAACGGAGUCAAUAAAAUAGACAUACUCUUUGCUCACUUCUAUGAGGUGCUGCACACGCACAACAACACAAAUGAUACGCUGGAUGUGGUGCAAAUGCUGGCCCAGGCCUGCGAGCAAGUGGUCGAGCAACUGGAGCUGGAGAUUGACCGUGGCAUGGGCGGAAACCAUGGCACAAAGCAGCGCGAGGCCAGCGUCAAGUGGCUGAAACAAGAGAUUAACACCUGGCGCCUUCUCCACGCUCUCUACUAUGAUCGAUUGUUGCUCCAAAAUGAUGCGCAUGCGGAUGAUGAAAUGCAGGAGGGUCCACUGCUGGGCGGUAGCGAAAAGGAGGUCAUACAGCAGCUGUACUCCAUAAAUUCGCAGCUGCGUGAGUACCAAAUGGUAGUGGAUUGGCUGGAGAAGUGCUACGAGGAGAAGGAUCAGGCGAAUGCACUGCAGAGUCAUGAUCGCAUGAUGGCCUGGGAAAACACGCUCUUUCAGCUGGAGAAUCUGCAGGGAGCCGCCUUUGGUCGUGGCCAUGAGAUAUGCAAGCAACUGGAUCCGGAUGCGCCGGUGCGUGAGGGCAAGCCACUGCACGCCCUGGACAUGGAAGACAACGCUCGUCUGGGUCGCGCCAUUUUUGCAGCCAUACGCAGCGGGCACAUCGACGAGGCGCUCAAGCUGUGCAAGCACUUUGGCCAGACCUGGCGGGCGGCCAUUUUGGAAGGCUGGCGUUUGCACGAGGAUCCCAACUUUGAGCAGCAUGUGCCGGGCCAGAUUAAUGAGAAGUUGCCCAUCGAAGGCAAUCCACGCCGCGACGUUUGGAAGCGUUGCGCCUGGCUGCUGGCCGACUCCAAAAAAUACGAUGAGUACACACGCGCCACGGCGGCCGUCUUCUGCGGUCACCUGGGCGCGCUGAAGACGCUGCUGCACAGCAAUUGGCAGGAUCUGCUCUGGGCGUACAUGAAGGUGCAGAUAGACAUCCGAGUCGAAAGCGAGAUUCGCGGCUGUUGCAUGAAGCGCUAUCAGCCCAUGCCGGACGAGUACUGGAAUGGCAAAAUGACUUUGGAGCAGAUCUUCGAUGAGCUGAGCGUGGCCAAGGAUGUGUCUGUGCGAGACUAUGCCCAGAGCCAACUGGGCGUCAUCCAGCAGCACAUCAUACUGGACACCUGUGGCGAGCUGCUGCAGCAUAUGUGCCGCUGGUUAGACGCCGUGCCCAAGGACUCGUACCUACCGCCUCAUCAGCUGCGUUUCAUGGCGCAUAUUGUGCUCUUCAUGCGCCAGAUCGGGAGAGUGGAGCAGCAAGGACAGCAGCAGCAGGCAGAACGCAUAAUCGCCGCCUAUGUGGAUACGUUGAUCAAGCGUGGAGACCCUCAGGCCAUUGCCUACUAUACGGCGGGCCUACCCAACAAGCUGCAGGUGCAGCUCUAUGCAAAGUUUCUUACCAAAAUCGAUCAGAAGCGACAGCGGGAACAGGCGCUGGAUGCAGCUUUGCAGGCGGGUCUGGAUGUUGAGCAAAUCACCCGUCAUACGGUCGAGAUCAUGCGACAGGAGAAUGCUCCGUCUAGCGCGUUAGGUGAACCCCCAACGGGGUCCAUUUCAGCAGUAGACAAACGUAAGAUUCACUCACUCGAGUAUCUCCUGCAUUUGCUGGAGCAACGAGGUGAGCUGCUCUGGCAGGCAAAUGCCAUGAUGCGUCAGUAUCUGGCCUGCAACAAGAUCGAGUGUGUGCGUGAGGUGUUUGCCAUGGUGCCCGCGGACGUGACGAAUCAGCUGAUCACGGUUUAUGGCUCCCUGGAUAACUUGGGACCCCGCGAGGAGUGCAGCCUGAAGGAGUUCCUGUGCUACAAGGUUUACCUGUCCGGGGUGGACAGCUUCAAUGAGUGGGUUCGACUGCAGCAGGCCCGGCCCCAACCACCGCAAAAGGACACACAGAACUCCGGCCCCACACAGGACAAUUUCACGGAGCGCAUGAGUGCGCAACACAAGGAACAGACUUACAUGACGGAGCUGGCACGCUGGGAGCAAAAGGUCAAAGAACAAUCCAAGCUGACCACCGAUGCCCUGUUCAAUGUGCUGCUGUUUCCUGAAAAGGGCUGGCUAAGCGAUCCUUUCAUCCCGAAGGAGCCGGAGAAUGCAGCACAGCUGCACUGGGAGAACCGACUCCUACAGCUGGAAAAACUGCGCUCCAUUUGCCUGCCAGAGAUUGUGCUGCUGCUGCACGACGUAUUGGCCAAGUCGGGCGAUUAUCCGGCUUGCAUACGACUGGCAGAUGAGAUUGCCGACGAGCGUCGACAGCUGUACAAGGUCUACACGAAACAGAAACUGGCCGAGGUGCUAGUCAAGAUUGCCGACACAUCGCUGCAGCUGCUCAACAACAAACUGGAUCCCUGGGGUUACCCGAUCACUUCCUAAAUGGAAUAAAUUUUAUU